Messenger RNA from Raphanus sativus (radish), 833 nucleotides. RefSeq names its product chaperone protein dnaJ 8, chloroplastic-like. Lineage: Eukaryota; Viridiplantae; Streptophyta; Magnoliopsida; Brassicales; Brassicaceae. The record is from RefSeq and is a predicted model, not a curated record. The transcript has 3 exons. Bases 206 to 595 code for a protein of 129 amino acids.
AGGAAUACAAAAAUAUUCUUAAAUAAUCACGACGUCAGACUUUGAAUCGGAUAUCCAUUUGACAAUACCGUCUGGAUACUUCAGAGAUUACGUUUCUGUGUAAAAGUCCAUAACAUAUUCUCAAAAAAUAAUAAGGUUCAAAAAAAAAUAUUCUCAAAAAAUAAAGUAGGAGAAAAAUAACUGAAUCGUUGGUUGGUGAAGAACGAUGAUACGUAGCUUCCAGUUUAGAGCUCCGACGAACCAUCCCGGUUCCUCCAUCAAAACCGACCACAGUCACCGGUUAAUCAGGUUUCCGACGAGAUGCUCGUCACCAGAUCUCGGCCAUUACACGGUUCUUGGUUUGACUCCUUUUGCAUCUCAAGCCGAAGUCAAGCGGGCUUUCAAACGUCUCGCUCUUAAGUACCAUCCAGAUGUGCAAAAGGGACAGGAGAAGGAUUUCAAGGAGAUCAUAUCAGCCUACGAGUGUUUGAUGCAAAAGUUUGGGAAUCAAGAAGAAGAACUAGAGGAGAUUACAGAAUUGGAUGAAACCGACGAGUGGGAGGAAUGGAUGGGGUUCGAAGGUGGGAUACCCUCAAGCGUGUACACUUCUUUUUAGAGAAAAUAUCAACGUGUACUUGUUACAAUAGAGGUAGAGUCAGAUAAACCAAUAUUUUGAACUGUCACUGGAAAAAAAAUAUAAUAUGGAAUUGAAAUAUUUGAACUUUAAAAAAGACAUUAGUAGCUUUUGAUGAUAAUAAAUUAUGGUGUAAAAAUAAAAAUUACUUUUAUGGUAAUUUUUUCUUUUAAUUUGUUGGUCACCAUGUUUCAUGAGUACUCCAGUAUAAUUUAUUGGU